This is a messenger RNA of Photinus pyralis (common eastern firefly), 1301 nucleotides long. RefSeq lists its product as uncharacterized. Gene Ontology annotation, biological process: spindle assembly. Gene Ontology annotation, molecular function: microtubule binding. Bases 203 to 1267 code for a protein of 354 amino acids. NCBI's taxonomy places the organism in Eukaryota, Metazoa, Arthropoda, Insecta, Coleoptera, Lampyridae. Gene Ontology annotation, cellular component: mitotic spindle microtubule; HAUS complex. The transcript has a single exon. The record is from RefSeq and is a predicted model, not a curated record.
UGACCGAUUGUGAAGCCCCUUAUGGAAAAAAAUAUAUUGAUACGCCAAUGGAAAGUAACAGUUACGUAAUAUGCCACUAGAUGGUAGCAUAAAUACAACGGCUUUUGUUUGAAAAGUUGUUGAAAACUAACCUAACUUUAAAUGUAAAUUUCAUUUCCUUUGAAACUUUGUUCUAGUAGUUUAGUGACUUUAAUUAAUAAAAAUGGCAUUAAAAAUACAAAAAGAAUUUGAAAUGCGGAUCCACGAACAGUUUUACACGAAUGUGCAUUUAUUAACAUUUAGUUACCCACCUUCAGAGGCGUUUACUGCAGUGUUUAAGAAGGAUAUGUUUGUAAAAAAUAACAAGGUCGGUUUUCAACAGGUCACAUAUUACCUAUUGGACAUUUUGGAUAAAAACGUUCUAAAACAGAAAAUUCCUACAUGGCCGCUGUAUGAUGUGCGAAGCGAAAAUGAAUUCCGCAAUGAAAUUAUGAAGUACAUGAACGAAUUGAAUGGGAUAUACGAAGAUGCUAAUAUUCCAAUUAUCGCAACUUCUCAUUUAAUAAUGCCAGGUGGUUUAAAGUUCAUUAAGUUCAUGUGUAAACUCUCAAUGUUUGUUUUAUAUCAACAUCUACAGCGUAAUAAUGUUUGCCCUACUAUGUUGUUACCGUUACAACCGAGUAAGAGAGAUGACAUCAUUAGGGAGGACACUGACAAAAUUGUAAGGGUUGCAUCUACAAUUAAUAAGUCUGUAGUUGAUAUAAUGACUGCAUUUAAUGAAAAAUUUGACACUGCCAAAGUAAUCGCACACAAAAUGAUGAGCGAAUUAUGUGCAACUACUGACUUACACGAAGCACAUGAAUCAAAGCUAGCUUUACUAAAGGAAAAAUUAUCAAACAAGAAACGUACUGAAACAGUCACGAUUGGCAUCGACAUUCCAGCUACGCUAAAACGCUUACGUUUACUAAAGGAGAAAGUAGAGAAAGCCAAAAAGUUAAAUUCGUACUUGGAAAGCCCCUUGCAGUUGUCGUAUAAUGGAGAACUGUCGUCGAUCACCGACCUAAUGAGGAAAGUACGCAUAGAAAAUAACAAUUUGAAUCUCACAAGCCUAUUGGACAGUUUUAAUUUUCUAGCCGAGCAGAAAUGUUUGGAAGUGAAACCAACCAGUGAAGACCAUUUGAAAAACGAAAUCGAAAGGUUUCGUGAGUUAAACAAAAAACUUGAAUGUAGUUUACAACGGACUGAUAGUGUUUAUGACAAAUCCAUAAAAAUGUUAAAUGAACUCUAAAAAUGUGAAUAAUAAAUACUCACCAUGUUUUUAA